AUGCAUACACUGAGGGAACCUGAACUUUACAACUGCACUACUGGAGAUAUUCGUCUGUAUGGUGGUACUUAUUACUAUGGUGAAGUACAAGUUUGUAUUGGAGGAAUAUGGGGUUCAGUAUGUAGAGAUAGCUUUUGGGAUAACAAUGAUGCUAAUGUGGUCUGUAAGCAGUUAGGAUUUCUCCCUAUGUUCAUGGUUCUACAUAUUCUAACUGUACUGAUGGACAAGUCAGACUAUUUGGAGGUUCAACAGAUUAUGAAGCACUCAUUUUGUGAACAUGGUGAUAUCAGAUUAGUAGGCAGUACUAAUCCACUGAUAGGACGAGUUGAAGUAUGUGUCAAUAACACAUGGGGUACUAUAUGUGAUGAUUACUGGGAUAACAAUGAUGCCAGUGUAGUAUGUAGACAACUUGGAUUUCCAGGAGACGGUGCUAGUGCUCUUAUUGGUUCAUAUACAGAGUGUGCUAAAUCAUUUCAUAUAAUUGACCUGAACUGUAAUGGAACUGAAAAUAAUAUAUUUAAUUGUUCUUAUAACAACAUUCAACAACAUAGUUGUUAUUAUUAUGAAGAUGCUUAUGUUCAAUGUCAAGCUCCAAACACAGGUGAUAACUGUACUAAUGGUGACAUCAGGUUAAAGAAUGGAGACACAGACUAUGAAGGCAGAGUUGAAGUAUGUUAUGGUGGUGUGUGGGGAUCAGUGUGUCCUAGUUCAUGGGACAGUAAUGAUGCUAAAGUUGUAUGCAGACAACUAGGAUACAUAACUAUUGGUGACAGAAGGUACAAUGACUUUGGUCGAGUUGAGGUUUGUAUUAAUGGUACAUGGGGUACUAUUUGUGAUGACUACUGGGAUAAUACUGAUGCUAGUGUGGUCUACUCAAACAUUACCUAUUCUAACUGUACUGAUUAUAAAGUUCAGCUAGUAGAUGGACCAAGUCUGAAUGAAGGAAGACUUCUAAUGUGUAUCAAUGGAGUCUGGGGAACAUUCUGCAGUAGUGGCAUUGACUAUAAUGAUGCUGGAGUGAUAUGUCUUGAUCUGGGUUAUCAAACAGAUUGUACAGAUGGAGACAUACAGAUCAUUCCUUAUAACAGUUACAACAAACAGAUGGGUCGUGUUGAAGUAUGUGUUAAUGGAACAUGGGGUACUGUUUGUAGUGAUUUCUUUGAAGAUUAUGAUGCCAAAGUUGCAUGUAGACAGCUAGGUUAUUCUGACUUAGUUCAAUGUAAACAUGGUAAUAUACGUCUUGCUGGCUCAAGUUAUAGUACAAUAGGUAGAGUAGAGUUGUGUCUUAAUGGAACUUGGGGUACUGUCUGUAGUAACAGUUUUGAUGAUAAAGAUGCCAGUGUUGUAUGUAAACAGUUAGGAUACUCUCCUUAUGAUACUAAUUAUACUGUUGACACAUCUUGUAAUAAUGGUGAUGUUCGUUUGGUUGGUGGUAUCAAUGAAGAAGAAGGUAGAGUAGAGAUAUGUUAUAAUAAGAUCUGGGGAUCUGUAUGUCAUAAUUCCUGGAGUACUUAUGAUGCUAAUGUUGUAUGUAAACAACUUGGAUAUCAACCUACAGCUACCAGUUACAAAAAGGUAGAACGACUAGAGAACCUUACUAGUGAUAGCAACAGAUUAGGUUCUACUGAAGUGAUUGCAAGUGUUACUGUUCUGAUAACAGCUACAAAAGAUGUGUCAGGAAAUCUUAGUUCCUCAUCUUAUUAUGGAGCUGUUGAUGUCUGCUUCAAUAAUUCUUGGGGUAGUCUUUGUACUGACUUCUGGGAUAACAAUGAUGCAAGUGUGGUCUGUAAACAACUAGGUUAUUCUCCAUAUGGUUACUCAUAUGGCUAUGUUGGUAGUUUGGGAUUCUCACAAGGCACUGGACCUAUUCUACUUGGAUAUUUGUAUUGUAGUGGAACAGAAGCUAACUUGGUGAAGUGUAAUCAGAAUUAUCAGUACACUCAUACUUACUAUAAAUGCCAAAAUCACUACUAUGACGGAGCUGUUAAGUGUGAAUCUUUUUGUAAGAACGGUACAAUACGACUUAGAGGAGGAGGAUCAUAUUAUGGCAGAGUAGAAGUAUGUAUAAACAAUAUUUGGGGCACAAUAUGUAGUGACUUUUGGGACUAUGAAGAUGCCAGUGUUGUUUGUGGUCAACUUGGAUACUCCAAAUAUGUGACUUUUGGGGCUAUGAAGAUGCCAGUGUUGUCUGUGGUCAACUUGGAUACUCCAAAUAUGCUUUUUUGUAAGAAUGGUACAAUACGACUUAGAGGAGGAGGAUCAUAUUAUGGCAGAGUAGAAGUAUGUAUAAACAAUAUUUGGGGUACAAUAUGUAGUGACUUUUGGGACUAUGAAGAUGCCAGUGUUGUUUGUGGUCAACUUGGAUACUCCAAAUAUGCUUUUUGUAAGAACGGUACUGUACGACUUAGAGGAGGAGGAUCAUAUUAUGGCAGAGUAGAAGUAUGUAUAAACAAUAUUUGGGGUACAAUAUGUAGUGACUUUUGGGACUAUGAAGAUGCCAGUGUUGUCUGUGGUCAACUUGGAUACUCCAUAUAUGGAGAAAUUCGUUUAGUUGAUGGAACAGAAGAGUAUGAAGGAAGACUUGAAGUGUGCAUCAAUCAAGUCUGGGGAACAGUGUGUAGUAGAUAUUGGUAUAACACUGACACAAAAGUAGCUUGUAGACAACUUGGACAUCAAGUACUAGCUUUUUGUAAGAAUGGUACAGUACGACUUAGAGGAGGAGGAUCAUAUUAUGGCAGAGUAGAAGUAUGUAUAAACAAUAUUUGGGGUACAAUAUGUAGUGACUUUUGGGACUAUGAAGAUGCCAGUGUUGUUUGUGGUCAACUUGGAUACUCCAAAUAUGGCUCAGUUACGUAUACAACUGCUAGUCAAUUUGGACAAGGAACAGGUCCAAUACUUAUUUAUUCAUUGCAUUGCUCUGGACAAGAAUCAAACCUUCUUGACUGUCUUUAUCAACCAAUUCCUUAUUCAUCAUGUUCACAUUACUAUGAUGUCGGAAUCAAAUGUGAAGUACGUCUGUAUAGUGAGUCUGGUAGUUAUUUUAGGAGAUACGGUCGAGUAGAAAUUUGUGUAAACAAUGUCUGGGGUACUGUAUGUGAUGACUUCUGGGAUGACAAAGAUGCCAGUGUAGUCUGUAGAAUGUUAGGAUACUCACCUCAUGGGGCAUCAGCACAGACUAAUGCAUACACUGAGGAAACCUGGUAUGUUCAUAUCAAUGAUUUGAACUGUACUGGAGAGGAAGAGUCUAUUUGGGACUGUCCACAAAAUGGAUUGAGUGAGUAUUCUUGUUAUCACUAUCAAGAUGCUUCAGUAAUAUGUCAAUUGGCUCAAAUAUCAUUUUCUAACUGUACUACUGGUGACAUCAGACUGACAGAUGGAGCAACACAAUAUGAAGGAAGAGUAGAAAUGUGUAUAAAUGGAGUCUGGGGAACUCUCUGUGAUAACGGAUGGGACACUACAGAGGCUUAUGCUGUCUGUCAUCAGUUAGGAUAUGAAGUUCAUGGUUCUACAUAUUCUAAUUGUACUGAUGGACAAAUCAGACUAUUUGGAGGUUCAGAAGAUUAUGAAGGCACUGUAGAGAUUUGUAUCAACAAUGCUUGGGGUACUAUAUCUGACUAUGGAUGGGGAUAUGAAGAAGCUCAGACUGUUUGUAAUAUCUUGGGAUACACUGCCCCAGCAUUUUGUGAACAUGGUGAUAUCAGAUUAGUAGGCAGUACUAAUCCACUGAUAGGACGAGUUGAAGUAUGUGUCGAUAACACAUGGGGUACUAUAUGUGAUAAUUACUGGGAUAACAAUGAUGCCAGUGUAGUAUGUAGACAACUUGAAUUUCCAGGGGAAGCCCCAGACACAACAGAUAAUUGUACAAAUGGUGAAAUAGAAUUGAUGGAUGGAGACCAGAGUAUGAAGGUAGAGUUGAAGUAUGUUAUGGUGGUGUCUGGGGAUCUGGUGUGUCCUAGUUCAUGGGACAGUAAUGAUGCUAAAGUUGAGCAGCUCCUGCAGCAGCUUUUGGAAAAGGUGUUGGUCCAGUACACUUUGCAAAUUUUUAUUGCUCUGGCAGUGAGAACAACUUACUUGAAUGCUCAUUUAACAUUUAUUCAUGGUGUUAUUAUUCAUAUCAUGCUGGUGUUAAAUGUGAAGGCUCCUUGUAAACAUAGAGAUGUUCGUCUAAAAGGUGACAGAAGGUACAAUAACUUUGGUCGAGUUGAAGUUUGUAUUAAUGGUACAUGGGGAACUAUUUGUGAUGACUACUGGAAUAAUACUGAUGCUAGUGUGGUCUGUAGACAACUAGGAUUUUCACCUUAUG
Molecule: messenger RNA, 4303 nt
Organism: Gigantopelta aegis
Lineage: Eukaryota; Metazoa; Mollusca; Gastropoda; Neomphalida; Peltospiridae
Product: deleted in malignant brain tumors 1 protein-like
Exons: 29
Cellular component (GO): membrane
Source: RefSeq, a predicted model, not a curated record